AACCAUGGCUGAUGCCAGAGCCUCUGAUUAGAACUGUAUUGCCUGCCUUUCUACAAUAUCACCGCCUACGCAAAUCCGCUCACACCAGAUGACUCGACUCCCCGCCACCGUUUCGGUCUGAUAUGUUGCUGCCUCAAGUCGUCUCUGCCGUCAACCUCAGCUGAUCCCAUUGGCCCCGCCUCCACGCGCGUUCAAGAUCUGUUUGCGACUCCACUUUGAGAUGCUGGUGUGGCCUAUUUUCCAGCCUAUCUUCCAGAGCUCGAUGCACAUGUGCUAUGUCUGAGAGCGGCGAUUUUCAUUGUGAUUGAUACUGAUCGUCAUGCUGUCUUAUCCCGCAACCUUAAGACUUUACACUGUCGGAUUAUUUCAUCUCAAGGAGAUCUUCAUGUUGUCAAUCACCCUGAAUCUCUUUUAAGCUAUUUUUGCGCGAAUCCACACCAUAAGGCUGAUUGACGAUGAGUGGCAUACAGCGGUUUCUCACCAAGCGUGGGGAGAAACAUAGGCGUGCUAGAAAGCAGGAUAAAGAGAUACCUAGCUUGGGUGUGCGUAACCAUCUUCGUGGUCUUUUUGUUUCAAGUGAACCUUCCUCUAAUCUCGACAAGGAUGAGGAGAAGAAGUUGAAAACGCUUGAGAAGAAGAUUGCUGCUAUAGGCAUACCUGAUUUGAAAUCCGAACAACUGCACGGCGCCCUUACAUCGGCUUAUGCGCAGGGGGAUAUCGAUAAGGCCUUUGAAUUGCUUCUUAUUGUAGAAGACUCGAUUGAAGGGAUCCUGCGAGAUUAUAGCUCGAGGACCAAACUUGUUGGAGCUGAGAAUCGCAACGGCGUGACCUGCUAUUUGGAUUCUCUUCUCUUUGCCAUGUUUGCGCGACUGGACUUUUUUGAGGCCAUUUUGUACAAAUCCUUCACCGAUGAUAGCGACCCGCGCAGAAAGCUGGUCAUCAUUCUCCGUAUGUGGGUAAAUAUGCUUAGGUCUGGGAAGCUCAUCACUACGGACAUUACUGAACACCUUCAGCAGUCUCUCUCUGACUGUGGCUGGCAAGACGCCGCUAAACUCCGCCAGCAAGAUGCCUCAGAAGCCUUCACUUUCAUCACAGAAAAGCUUGAGCUGCCUUUGCUUACGCUCAAGAUGGAUAUUUACCACACAGGAAAGGAGGAUACCCUUGACGACCAUAAAUUUGUUAACGAAAGAUUACUAGAAGUGGCUAUUCCUCCAGAACACACUGACGGGACCCCAAUAACUCUGGAAGAAUGUCUAGAGACUUAUUUCAAUAACAAGAUUGAGGUGAAGAGAUACAUGGGGAGACGUGGAACGGUCAGCUCCAUGAGAUCUUUCGAUUCAGCUACGAAGGGGGGUGCUAUUCACGUUGAAUCCAUCGAGAUUGGCUCGUCAACUUCAUCCCCCGUUAUGACAAACUUCCCUCAGGUUAAUUCUCCAAUAAAUGAAGAGGCUUCAAUACCACCUAUUCUACCUCGUCGUCCUAGCAUCGUUCAAGAGCGUUUCAUUCCCAAUCAGGAUCCCCAGGAUAGUCUUGUUCACCCUUCUCGACGAAGAAAAGGGAGCUAUCGGAAGGAGGUUAUGAUGCCUGCAUGGCAAUUUUUCAGCCUCAUUCCAUGGUACACCGAUAAUACUCCGACCAAUGACGCGCAGGUCGCUGCACACUUCUCUUCAAAGCGGCCUAUUUUGGGAAUAUGUUUGAAGCGAUAUUCUGUGUUGCCUAAUGGUAGUGCAAUCAGGCUCAACACCUUUAUCGACAUUCCAACCCAAAUUGGACUACCGCAUUUUAUUCAGGACGAUAGAUUGGACGAAAUGGGGCCUCUGUACGGCAACUUCAAGCUGUUGCUUCAAUCUGUCGUUUGUCAUAGAGGCAAUUCUGUGGAUUCGGGACAUUACAUCGCUCUUGUACGAGGGACUAAUUCUAACUCGACCCCUCCAGCUUCCAGCGAGUCUGACUCGAACUCUCCAGCGGCCUCUCAGGAAACAGAGCCUUGGAUGAGGUUUGAUGAUUUGGCCACUGAGCGUGUUACUUUGGUCAACAUUGAACAAGCUUUGAAGGAGGAAUCGCCAUAUCUUCUGUUCUACCAAAUAGUCCCCAUCGAUGACAAUGGGCUGACAGAAGUACAAAAUGAAAAUCGUACCUUAUUUGCGGAUCCUGAGGACUUGGAAAAUCAUGCUCAGAAACACCUGUCUGUCAUUGGUAGUGUGGGAGAAGUUCCUUCUGAUGCAUCUAUAUCAGCCUCUGUACGGCCAAGCCUCGAGAUCACAGUUCCAGAUGGCGCUUCGAAUGCCGAACAGGAAGUGUCUUUUAAAGAGACCACAGAUGAUGCUGAAAAUAGUGGCUUACGUCCUAGUACUGCCGGUCGCUCGGGUACUUCAACUGACCGUCGAUCAUUAUCUCUUCCUCGACGACGCUCGAAAGAUACGUCAAGUCGUUCCAGAAGCCGAGGUGCUGAUCAAGCAGAGAAACGGUUGAGCGCUGCCUUACGAUUCACAUUACGACUAAACAAGGAUAAAGGAUCCGAGAAUCAGGCUGAAAGUGCUGAUGAUGAAGACGACAAUGACUGGUCACUAGUUACUCCUCCGAAGGGAUCAGAAGUUCAGCAGAGUAAACAAGAACGUGACCCUGAGUCGAAACGCGAUGGAAAACAACGCCAGAAACAGCCUCAUGACAAGAAAGACAGGAAUAACCCUGAGAGAGAAUGUUCUGUCAUGUAAAUGCAAUCACCUCACCCUCCUCCCCAAAGAUUUCAAAGAAAUGAUACCCUUCAUGUCAAAGACAUUUUACUUCAUUGUGCUCUAGCGUUCAUUUUUCGCAUUUUUCAAACGCGACAUACAGGUUUUAGCCACUAUGGUGGUAGGAUUCGUAUCUCUAGAUCAAGACCGGUUAUCUCAUAAGUGGUGAUGAUAAACGCUUCAUUUUAAAGGGUAGUUUCAUAAAGUUAACAUUCUUCUUAUAAGCCAGCGUGAUAAAUAAAAGC
Molecule: messenger RNA, 2977 nt
Organism: Talaromyces proteolyticus
Lineage: Eukaryota; Fungi; Ascomycota; Eurotiomycetes; Eurotiales; Trichocomaceae
Product: ubiquitin carboxyl-terminal hydrolase-domain-containing protein
Exons: 5
Coding region: 456-2714 (752 amino acids)
Biological process (GO): protein deubiquitination
Cellular component (GO): nucleus; cytosol
Molecular function (GO): cysteine-type deubiquitinase activity; cysteine-type endopeptidase activity
Source: RefSeq, a predicted model, not a curated record